UGCUUCCUGCCAGCUGCAAAAAAAAAAAAAAAUUCCAGUCUUGUGGUUAGUUGUCAGCAUUUCCAUAGAAGAAACAUUUGUGAGGGUAGGGUGGAGGUUAUCUUAAAAGAAAUUAAACGAAACAAGCAAAACAAGGAGGAAGGAAGUUACAAAACUGUGAGGAAACAGAGCAGGCCUUGAGAGGGAUUUUGCAUUAUACAGAAGAGGACGGACUCAGGAGGGCCUUGUCUUGUUACCUUCAGAAACUGGAGACAAAGAAGUAAGAAAUAAGGCAAAGAUCACAACAACGCUUUUAAGUAGUAUGUAUACUUAUAUAUAUGUAUAUGUAAGUAAGUCUGUAUAAGUAGUCACUUCUUCACAUACAACAGGGCCUAGAGUUCUUCAGAAGGCAUUGCCCAUGUAUAGCUUAAGAUCGCAUUUACUUCACCCAGAGGAUGACAAAUAAAGGACGUCUACUUGCUGUAGCGAUAAUUAUGUAGCUUUGUAUUACUGAUUAGAUGACCAAAUUAGUCAUCAAAUUCGUUUCUGCAGUGGUGUUGAACUCAAGUUCCUGAUGAGAUUUGUACUUUCUAGUACAAGAUCUCCCUUCCUCACAGCUUAAUAAUCGAAGUUCGACCAAAAUAGUUCCCUAACAAGCUGGCUAGCUAUAAGUAUUUAUUAGCAUCUUAAAACUUCUAUAGAUUGUUGUUGUUUGGUUUUGGAUUUUUUUUUUAAAUUACAUUGCUGCUAAAAAAAAAAACGGUAGCACGUAUUCCCUAAUUCUCAGCCAUAUGAUCACUUGCAUUAUUUCCAGCAAAUGUGUGACUGUUUGAUAUGAAUCAGUGAUCUCAUUCACUUGUAAAGAGCAGUGCAGGAAAGAUUAUAUACAGUCUUGCAUACUGCAUGGCAGCACAGUUCCACCACACAGUUUUUCACAUGGAAAAACUGCUGAUCAUGUCAGUUACAUCUUAAAUAACAUUUGGUUGUAUCCCAAACUGCUGUUCCUCACUCCACAGCUUUUUCUUCUGACCACUGCUCUGUCUGCCAUAGGCUAAAUGUAAGUGGAAUAUUACAAAAGUCUUUACACAAACAUCAGUAAAGAUCAGCGCUGUUUCCAUAUUUAGGACUUCCUCAACCCCUAGAGCCACUCCUCAAAGAUCUCCACCAGCUGCCCUGCUCAGUGUCAAGAAGAUGUUUUUUCUUACAAUUCUGCUGUUUUCCUACCUUCAAAUGUCUCAUCAGAUUCAGAAAACUACAGCAAAUGGCAAAGAGAUGCUGUCCAAUCCCAGGCUCAUGUCUGUUCAGAGGACUUUGAAUGUAGUGAUGAACCAGAACGUGAGCCUCUCCUGCCACUCAGACUCUGGAUCUCCACCUGUCACAUACACAUUGUUUAAGCACAAUCAGAAGGUAUCCACUUUAAACAGGCCAGACUUGACCCCCGCUUUGUUUAACUUGACUAUCAACUCUGCCAGUGAUGUGGGUGAAUACAAAUGCAAAGCUGAGAAUAAAGCCUCCAGUGACGGGAAAUACAGCAACAGUCUCAACUUCACCCUUAUAGAGCCAAUUUCCAAACCAGUGCUGAGCUCACCCACCUCUCAAGCAAAGAAAGGCCAGAAUGUGACCCUGUCUUGCCUCUCGGAGAACGGCUCUCUUCCUAUCACAUACGUCUUCUUCAAAGGAAAACAAAACAUCUCUCCCCCAGUGAAGAUGCACAAGAGGGAAGCAGCUGUGAUUUUUCUAUAUAUCAGUUCCUCUAGUGACUUUGGAACCUAUAAAUGCAGAGCUGGAAAUAGCUUUCGCAAUAAUACAAAAUACAGCAACAGUUUCAACUUUACAGUAGCAGAAGAGAGAAGCCAUUCUCAACCCCUGAUAAUUUCUCUUGGGCUGAUCUUACUACUACUCAUAAUAGGAUUUGCUCUCGCAAUUCCGUUUUUCAUAAUUCCCUCAUAUAAAGCAAAAAAACUUAAGUCUACCAGGUCCUCAACUGGCCUUACUUCACCAGUGAAUGCAGAAGACGCUGAAAGCUACGUCAUAUACACAGAGAUUGAGCCUGUUACAUCAGAAGAAUACGUCAACUUUCCUAUUAUAAGAAGAGAAGAUGAAAAAGAGAAGGCGGCAUGCCCUACAGUCUAUUCAACAGUCUUCACUGGAGACUAAGUACAAGCUGGACCACUCCAUUCUCUAGGGUGGAAUCGGUUAUCAAGACGGUGAAGAGAACGCUCAUCUCGUCAUACCUGCAAAGAAAAGCGUACAACUGUUACUGCUUUUGGUGUACAACGAACUCAGA
This is a messenger RNA of Chroicocephalus ridibundus (black-headed gull), 2266 nucleotides long. RefSeq names its product mast cell immunoglobulin like receptor 1 (gene MILR1). Lineage: Eukaryota; Metazoa; Chordata; Aves; Charadriiformes; Laridae. Gene Ontology annotation, biological process: cell surface receptor signaling pathway. Gene Ontology annotation, cellular component: plasma membrane. The record is from RefSeq and is a predicted model, not a curated record. The transcript is spliced from 9 exons. Bases 1171 to 2136 code for a protein of 321 amino acids. Gene Ontology annotation, molecular function: transmembrane signaling receptor activity.